ACCAUCGGCUCAUGCCUCAACCACCACAACGGCCAUGGACAGCACUGAAGAGUCCCUCUGGCCAGACCGACGCUCUCCACUCCGCUGCGACCACCGAUUCAUUGCUUCCAACGCCCAUAGGCCAUCUUAACCGCCAUCGUUUGUCACCCCCGGCCCUACCAACACCAUGGACGAUCUCCGCGAGCAGGUGGAGCUGCUGGAGAAGAGCGCAAACCUCUCCGCCAGCAUAGAUCACGUGCAAAAGGCGAUUGAUAUGCUCACUGCAGCUCGUGCAAAGAUCGCAGCGGAUCCCACAACGGCGCCCUUGACACUCGCGAGACUCCAGGACCCCUUCAAGCAGUCUCUCGACACUGUACAGAAAGACCUCAAGCCCAUAUACUCGGGUCUGAAUAAAUACGGCAAGGCACUUGACAAGAAAUUCAAAGACAAGCCCCUCCCCUCUGCCGAAAAUGACGCCCUAUCGUCACAUCCCUCGCUCAUCAAUCGUGCCAUUGCCAUGCACCUCCUCCGCGAGGGUCAAUUCGACGUAGCCUCGACCUUUGUACAAGAAGCUACCCGCCAGCCGCCACGCCCAGAGCCUACGCCCAACACGCCAAACCCCCACAUACGUGAGUCGUGGGAAAGAGAUCUGGCAGAAGGUACCUUCAAUUCAGAAGAACUGCAGCAGAAGUUUGCAGAAAUGUACCAUAUACUACACGAGCUGCGCGUUCAAAAGAAUCUACAGCCAGCCAUACAAUGGGCCCGCCAACGCAGCGCCGAACUCGAGGGCCGGGGCAGUAAUCUCGAAUUCGAGCUCUGUCGCCUCCAAUACAUCUGUCUCUUCGACAGCCAUAACCAACACAGCGACGCCAUGGAUACAGAAAUCCCCAAAGGUCCCCUCGACGCCUGGGCCUACGCACACCGCGAGUUCCCCCCAUUCCACAAACGCUACGCCCGGGAAAUCCAGCAACUCCUCGGCGCAACGGCCUUCUGGCCAAACAUUCAAGACUCGCCCUACCGCCGCCUCUUCUACAACGACUCCGCCUGGGAAGAAGUCGCCCACUCCUUCAACCGCGAAUUCUGCUCUCUCCUCGGCCUCAGCGCCGACUCGCCCCUUUUCAUCGCCGCUACCGCCGGCGCCAUCGCCCUCCCUUAUCUCCUCAAAAUGCAGUCCAUCAUGAAGGAGAAACGCACAGAGUGGACGACUCAGGACGAAUUACCUGUCGAGAUUCCGCUGCCAAGCCAGUACCAUUUCCAUAGCAUUUUCGUAUGUCCGGUUUCAAAGGAACAGUCGACAGAUACGAAUCCGCCCAUGAUGAUGCCGUGUGGCCAUGUUAUUGCGCAGGAGUCGCUGGAUAAACUCAGUAAGGGAUCUAGAUUCAAGUGUCCGUAUUGCCCGAAUGAGAGUCAUCCUAGGGAAGCGAGGAAGGUCGUACUAUAGAAUGGGCAUGGCGACAAGUAUCCCACAAUUCCUUCGUGAGGGAUGGGAUAGUUGGCGUUUUGGUGUCUUCGGGUUGGAUAGGGUUGUUUUAUGGCUUUGAUGGAUUUCGACCGUCGCUGCUCGACCAUGUCAAGCGUAUGAAUACCACUUAUCUUUGUUCGUCACGGAUGAAUUUGAUUCGUUUUA
Molecule: messenger RNA, 1606 nt
Organism: Bipolaris maydis ATCC 48331
Lineage: Eukaryota; Fungi; Ascomycota; Dothideomycetes; Pleosporales; Pleosporaceae
Product: CTLH/CRA C-terminal to lish motif domain-containing protein
Biological process (GO): proteasome-mediated ubiquitin-dependent protein catabolic process
Cellular component (GO): cytoplasm; nucleus; GID complex
Molecular function (GO): ubiquitin protein ligase activity; protein binding
Source: RefSeq, a predicted model, not a curated record